AUGAGUGGUGCCAAGCGUCCGGCCCCCAAAGAGGCGGCUGAGCUCGCCCCGUCGAACAUCUACGAGUGGGACCCGGCGCGUGUCGCCGAGUUUCUCACGUCACUUUCCUUGGACCGCUGGAAGCCGCUCUUUGAAGAGGUGGAUGGGGCCACCUUGACAGAACUGUCUGACGCCGACCUGAAAGAAAUUGGGUGCACCGAACUGCUGCCACGCAAGAAGCUCCUCGGGCACAUCGCCAAGCUGAAGAUCACGGCCUCUGAG
Symbiodinium sp. CCMP2592 is the source of this 261-nucleotide messenger RNA. NCBI's taxonomy places the organism in Eukaryota, Dinophyceae, Suessiales, Symbiodiniaceae. The record is from the annotation of a GenBank genome assembly.